CGGCACACAUCAUCGGCAAAACUGCCGUCGAAUAAAAAAAAAAUUAAAUUAAACUAGAAGUACAACAAAAUACUUAAAACAAACGAUAUUUAUUAGUAAUUAGAGAAAAGUUUAUUUAUUUAAUUAAUCAGAGGUAAAAGAUAUAAUCAGAUCCAAAGAAGUGCGGAAUACCUUUACACCCAUAAUAAAAGUUGAUAUUAAAAUUCUGUGCUUAGUGUAAAUAAAUUAGCAGUGACUUUUGAUGUAUAAACAAUCGUAAUGUGAGAAGCUUUUAUAAACAAAACAUUCAAAUCAAUUGUUAUUUAAUUAUCACGCUUAUUUGAACAGGUGCCACACCGUGCAGACCCGGAUUAACCAACAAUUAUUUAUUUAUUGACAAAGAAUUUCAAACAUUCUGCCUAAUCAAUAUUACAACCUCUGUCAAUUACCACAAUGAGAUCUUUAUAAGUGUACCUACUAAAUAAUAUUUUCGAAAUCUUUUAUUUUUUUGUAAAGUGGUGAGUGGUUUCCGAAGAAGUUGUAGUAAGUAACGUCGUUUGAGCGGAGCGCGGGCACCGCCAUGUUGUAUCCGAGUCAUGUGACUUGUCUGUAUGUGUGCACGGCGGGCCAAAGAGGGCCGGCUCUUGGCUCCGAUGAGCAGGAGAUCAUCUAUAUGUCCUAUGUCAUCGUGGAUGUCAACACGAAUAAGAUAGUGGGCGUCCAACAAUACCUGGUGCGACCUAGCGCGGCCGAUGUUAAUGAGAACUUACCUGGCGCUGAACAAUUGGCGGAGAGCUCGUUAGCCGAACAAGCCCUAGGACAAUCCGGCAGGCCGCUGCAGCAUGCCAUACAACAGUUUGAUACCUAUGUUAGAUCACUGCACAUAGAUCCAGAAUCACCACAUUUUCGAAUUAUCACAGAUGGCCAACCACCACUUAGACAAUGCCUGCACCCGGAAGCGUGCGCAAAGGGCAUCGAACUUCCGUCCUAUUACUGCCGUUUCCACGACCUUCGCAAAGAGUUCCGGUCCCAUGUGCUGUCUUCUUCCGGCGGUCACCAGGGCACACCAGGACAGGAUCUGUCGCGUGCGUUGGUACCAUUGCGCAACGCCGGACAAUUGCAAGCGGAUCUAUUGGUAGCGGACAGGGCAGCCACAUUUACCACACCGACGUGUUUAAAAGAUAUGCUGGAUCAUCUAUCAAUUGAAUCAAGUUCAGAAGGAGAUUUCCAUGUCAGAGAACCAAGGGAUAUGGUCACGAUAGUACAGAGGCUUAUCGCCGAGGGUCACAGAUUCGAUGUACCUGAAAUAGUCAAUUUGGUGUUAGAACCCGGAAUUUGUUCAAAAGACGAUGAAAUUGAUGGUUGCUGUAUAGUUCGUGCUAGAGGACUUCCAUGGCAAAGUUCUGAUAGAGAUAUUGCAAAAUUUUUCAUUGGUUUAAAUAUUAUCAAAGGCGGCGUGGCCUUGUGUUUGUCGGCUCAAGGAAGACGGAACGGCGAGGCCCUGGUGCGAUUCGAGUCGCAGGAACACAGAGACAUGGCACUCAAAAGGCAUAAGCAUCACAUCGGCUCCAGAUAUAUCGAGGUAUACAGGGCGACUGGUGAAGACUUCUUAGCUGUUGCCGGAGGAGCGAGCAAUGAAGCACAAGCUUUUCUAUCGCGCGGGGCGCAAGUUAUCGUUCGGAUGCGAGGGUUGCCUUAUGAUUGCACCGCAACUCAAGUGUUGGAUUUCUUCUCCGCCGGCGAGCAGCCUUGCACGGUCCUGGACGGUGCAGAGGGCGUUUUGUUCGUGAAGAAACCAGACGGCAGGGCUACUGGUGAUGCCUUCGUUUUGUUCGCCGACGAAAGUGACGCUCCAAAAGCUCUCUCCAAACAUCGCGAAUUAAUUGGAGCACGAUACAUCGAGUUAUUCAGAUCGACGACUGCUGAAGUGCAACAGGUUUUAAAUCGGUCUAUGGAUCCAAAGACAUAUGAAACACCUGCGCCACCUCUAAUAGCGCAGCUACCUCAAGUGCCACUUUUACCACAGCAUGUGAUAACGAGUGGAACACUGAAAGACUGCAUCAGACUGCGCGGGCUACCUUACGAAGCCCAAGUGGAACACAUUCUACAUUUUCUAGAAGAUUUCGCUAAGAAUAUUGUGUUCCAAGGAGUUCAUAUGGUCUACAAUGCCCAGGGUCAACCUAGCGGAGAAGCAUUUAUUCAGAUGGAUUCAGAGCAAUCUGCAUUCAUGUGCGCUCAGCAGAAACAUCAUAGGAAUAUGGUGUUUGGGAAAAAGCAGCGUUAUAUUGAGGUAUUCCAAUGCAGUGGGGAAGACAUGAACCUUGUACUGACAGGCGGUCUUCCUGCUCCAACGAGUCCAGUGAAGGCAGGUGGUCUGCUGUCACCCGGUGGUGCAAUUUUACCUCCGCCAUUUGGUGUAGCUAACGGUUACAGUCCUUACGGCCCUUUGGCAGCCCCAAGACAUCCUGCCUUUUAUCCGCCUCCAAUAUUUUACUGGGGCUACCCAAGUCCACCAGUUUCACCAACAAGUUAUUAUGGAGGACUACAGCCUGCAAUUCAAACUCAGCCUGCUUUGAUAUCAGCUGAUUGCUUAACGAUGGGAGGACCAGCAGUUGCACCAGUAAUAUCAGCCGACCAUGACAAGGUACAGAGGGCAGCCGUACCUCCACACAAUCAGAUCAUAGAGUUAUUUAUGGUUUAAAGUUUUAAUUUGAUUACCAAGGAGGUUUAAAGAAAUUGAUUUUCUUAUGAAAAACCCUCAGAGUCUUCAGAAACCUUUAAUGUAUGAAGAUAUGUAACCAGUAAUUUGACUGUAAGUUAUAUAAAUGAUAUAUUUAGUUCUCGACAAAUUAAGAAUGAUAUAAAUUUAUUAAGGCUUUCGCUACAGUUACAA
Molecule: messenger RNA, 2872 nt
Organism: Ctenocephalides felis (cat flea)
Lineage: Eukaryota; Metazoa; Arthropoda; Insecta; Siphonaptera; Pulicidae
Product: RNA-binding protein fusilli-like
Exons: 16
Coding region: 560-2680 (706 amino acids)
Biological process (GO): regulation of RNA splicing
Cellular component (GO): nucleoplasm; ribonucleoprotein complex
Molecular function (GO): mRNA binding
Source: RefSeq, a predicted model, not a curated record